ACCUCGCAAUGAAAUAAUGAAGGAAAACCUAUUUUGUUAUAGAUUUCAAGAAAAUAAAUCUUAGUAGUGGCACGCUUCAAUCGUCUUUGUGCCUUGUUACUGCUAUCUGGGGGAUUUUUUUUCCCUCGAGCGACGUGACGGGCGAGUCAGUCAUCCGUCAUGCGUCUGCUAGUCUAACCUGCAAUUGAUUGUGUGGUACAUUUUGAUUCUACGUGUUUCACCUCCGUUACAAUCCACAGAUUGAUUUAUGAAGAAUGGCAACCAAAACGAAAACGACGGAAAAGCACGGCGCUAACGGAGCACACAAAGGGCCUGCCCUGGAGUCUGCUUGGAUUAGGGCCUUUAAAUCGGAAUCCGAGUGGCCGGACAAGGAUGAAUUUUUAGAUGUAGUAUAUUGGGCGAGACAGCUUUUGGGCAUCGCCAUUGGAGUAUUAUGGGGCCUUGUGCCUCUCAAAGGAUUUGUUGCCCUCGUUCUGUUUGCCCUUGUGAAUGCAGGUAUUCUGUAUGUGUAUUGCACAAGCUUUCAGAAGGUUGAUGAAGAAGAGUAUGGUGGAGCAUGGGAGCUUACAAAGGAAGGGUUUAUGACUUCAUUUGCUGGAUUUUUGGUGACCUGGAUUAUCAUUUACACUGGACUUCACUCAGAUACAAGACUUGGAUUAUAGUAAUUAUUGUUCAAUUAUAGAGAAUAUGCUCACCAAAUGUAAUCGAAGCAGCGCAUGAUUCUCAGAGGCCAAAGUUUUUUGUGCUCAAAUACUCAUUCCUGAAAUGAAGUCUGUUUCAAUUUUUCAAUUGAAAUUAGUCAUCUGAUUUUUUAUGAACACAUGGUUUUGUUGUGUGACAGCAAACUAGUGGUAUGGCGGUAUUUAAAUACUGUUAACUGUUAUUGAUUGGUUGUUUCAUGCACUUUUAUGGUAAUGCAGCACUAAAGACAAAUCUGUUUAGAGUUUGGCCAGAUUGUAAGGUUUCUUUGAACUAAAACUGCUCGACAGUGGUGUUGUGUUUGUGUUCUCUGUGGCUCUGCGUAAAUGUGAAGACUGCAUCAAGUCAUUGUAGUCAUAUUCAAACAGACUGUUACCCUUUUCUUCUUUCUUUUUUUAAAAAAUGUUUUCGUAUUUUAUUUAUGAUUUUGAAAAAACCAUUGUUACAAUAGGUGCUUUGAAUUAAAGACUGCUAUUCAGUCCAAAAUUUGUACAAUAUUUGUAAUAAAUUUUACGGCUACAAAA
Messenger RNA from Thrips palmi, 1223 nucleotides. RefSeq names its product respirasome Complex Assembly Factor 1. Bases 255 to 662 code for a protein of 135 amino acids. Gene Ontology annotation, biological process: mitochondrial respirasome assembly. The transcript is spliced from 4 exons. NCBI's taxonomy places the organism in Eukaryota, Metazoa, Arthropoda, Insecta, Thysanoptera, Thripidae. The record is from RefSeq and is a predicted model, not a curated record.